GUAAUAUGCUAUCCAGAGUCUCUCGUGGUCUUAGGCCGGUUGGAACACAGGUCAGGGCUGUUCGGUUUGCCAGCACCAACUAUAAGUCGGACGACUCGAACGUCGAUAACGACGAAAUCAUCUCCAGUAAUAAUCCCUGGUCACCUACGUUAUACAACGAUAUCGUGUACGUGAAGGAACCGGGAGCAUGGCGUGCCAAAGCAUUGCCGGAGAACUACAGGCUCUCGUACCAGCCGUUGUACGAGUCUCCCGGAGCAAAGUACGUUUCGUUAUUGAAAAGACUAAGUUUAAGUUUUUCCGUGUUGGGGAUCUACGCUUCCAAGUUAUUUUUCGAAUCGGUUCAAUUUGAAGAUAUAUAUGCAUAUACAACUUUGGCAUCUUGCACUGUUCCUGCUCUUCUAGUGCAGUAUAAAACCAAGGACUACGUCACCAGAAUAUUCCGGUUAUAUAAUAAAGAUAAACCACAAACGUUAGAAAAUUUAACCAGCGAAGAGAAGUUGGUUAUGGAAAAAUUGAACAUGACCGGAGGAAAGACUUAUAAUGAGGUUUUAACGGUUUCCGAUAAUAAGACCUUGAAGUUAACUCCUCCUAAUGAACAACGACUUUGGAAACCUUAUUCUACGUGGAAUGAUUCAGCUAAACAUUAUUACGUUGCUGAUGACAUUGGAGGCAUCAAAAUGGAUCGGUUAUGGGGCAUUGUCGAACACAAUUCAGGUAUAGACACCGGUAGAUACAUGGAAGACGAAAUAUCAAAGUAAAUAUUGUAUAUAGUUUUCUCACUUUGGUAUAUAUAGAUAUAUUCAAUUAAUUUUGCAUCAUUUUUUACGACCAUUUUUCUCAUUCUUCAUCUCAACUAAAUGAAUAUUCGUUUAACAAGGGUCUUGUAACAGUAUAAU
This is a messenger RNA of Hyphopichia burtonii NRRL Y-1933, 896 nucleotides long. RefSeq lists its product as uncharacterized. The coding region runs from base 6 to 758 and encodes 250 amino acids. Lineage: Eukaryota; Fungi; Ascomycota; Pichiomycetes; Serinales; Debaryomycetaceae. The transcript has a single exon. The record is from RefSeq and is a predicted model, not a curated record.